UCGUUUUUUAUACCAUAUGCGUCUAUCAGAUGAAAAUUUAUUGGAUUUAAUGGGUCGGUUUCAAGCAGAGAUGGAUAAAGGCCUGAAGAGGGACACAAACCCAACUGCAUCCGUGAAGAUGCUGCCAACUUGUGUCAGGACAACUCCUGAUGGAUCAGAAAAGGGGGAUUUUCUUGCCCUUGAUCUUGGUGGUUCGAAAUUCAGAGUUCUAAGGGUGAAAGUGUCUGAAGAUGGAAAACAAAAUGUGCAAAUGGACAGUCACUUUUAUCCAACUCCUGAUGAGAUAAUAAGUGGAAGUAAAGCUGAACUCUUUGACUAUGUUGCUGACUGUCUUGGUGAUUUCAUGAAGAAACAACAGAUUACAGAAAAGCUUCCACUUGGGUUCACAUUCUCGUUCCCAUGCAAGCAGACCAAACUCGAUGAGGGGGUCUUAAUUUCAUGGACGAAAAACUAUAAAGUGAGAGGGGUUCAACAAACUGAUGUGGUCAGCUCACUGCGUAAAACCCUGAAGAAAAGAAAGUACAGCAAUGUGGAAGUCCUGGCACUGGUUAAUGACACUGUGGGCACAAUGAUGACCUGCGGAUACGAUGACCAAUUGUGUGAAGUUGGUGUCAUUGUAGGGAGUGGUACAAAUGCCUGCUAUAUGGAGAACCUGAGUAACAUUGACCUUGUUGAAGGCGAUGAGGGAAGAAUGUGCAUUAACACAGAGUGGGGAGCAUUCGGAGAUGACGGCUCUUUAGAUGACAUCAGAACAGAGUAUGAUGAAGAAAUAGAUUUGGGCUCUAUCAACCCUGGAAAACAACUAUUUGAGAAGAUGAUCAGUGGUUUGUACAUGGGAGAACUUGUCAGGCUUAUUCUACUGAGCAUGGCAAAGAAAGGCCUUCUGUUUGGUGGGAAGAUCUCUAAUGCUCUCCGUACCAAGGGAAAGAUAGAAACAAGUCAUGUGGCUGCCAUGGAGACAUAUAAAGAAGGGCUGUAUAAUACCAGACAGAUAUUACUUGACCUUGGCCUGCAGCCAUCAGAAGAUGAUUGCAUUGCUGUGCAGCAUGUCUCCACUAUAGUCUCCUUCCGAUCAGCCAACCUCUGUGCAGCUGCUCUUGCUGCCAUCCUCACACGGCUUCGAGAGAACAAGAAGUUAGACAGGAUGAGGACAACAGUUGGAAUGGAUGGAACAGUUUAUAGAACUCACCCCCAGUAUGCUAAACGACUACACAAAGUGGUUAGGAGACUGGUUCCUAACUGCGACGUGCGGUUUCUCCUCUCAGAAAGCGGCAGUGGUAAAGGGGCGGCUAUGGUGACAGCAGUGGCUUGUAGACUACUCUCACAACAUAAGCAAAUUGAUGAGGUUCUAGACUUGCUCUGCAUUGCAGAUGAGAAACUGGCAGAUAUUAAAUUAAGAAUGAUGAAUGAACUGAAAUAUGGACUUCAUAGAGAAACGCAUGGCUCUGCAACAGUGAAAAUGUUACCGACAUAUGUCUAUGGGACACCAGAUGGGUCAGAAAACGGCAAGUUCCUGGCUCUGGACCUUGGGGGAACAAACUUCAGAGUGUUGCUGGUCAAAAUCAGAAGUGGGCGAAGACGCUAUGUGAAAAUGUACAACAAGAUCUUCGCCAUUCCUCUGGAAAUAAUGCAAGGGACAGGUGAAGAGUUAUUUGACCACAUUGUGGAAUGCAUUGCAGAAUUCCUAGAUUACAUGGGAAUUAAAGGUGCUCCACUACCACUGGGAUUCACAUUCUCUUUUCCUUGUAGACAAGAACGGAUUGACAAGGGAACACUGGUUGGAUGGACAAAAGGAUUCAAAGCUACUGACUGUGAAGGAGAGGAUGUAGUAGAUAUGUUGCGAGAAGCCAUCAAGAGAAGGAAUGAGUUUGACUUGGAUAUUGUAGCAAUCGUCAAUGACACUGUGGGGACCAUGAUGACUUGUGGAUAUGAAGAUUCAAAUUGUGAGAUUGGGCUUAUAGCAGGUACUGGAAGCAAUGUAUGUUACAUGGAAGAAAUGAAGAACAUUGAGUUUAUAGAUGCAGAUGAAGGGAAAAUGUGUAUUAACACAGAAUGGGGAGGAUUUGGAGAUAAUGGCUGUCUGUCUGACAUACAGACACUAUAUGACAUACAGGUGGAUGAACAGUCACUCAAUCCUGGUAAACAAAGCUAUGAAAAGAUGACCAGUGGCAUGUACCUUGGGGAGAUUGUGAGACAGAUUCUGAUCGACCUAACUAAAGGCGGCCUCUUAUUUCGUGGACAAAUCUCCGAACGGCUGAGGACAAAAGGAAUAUUUGAAACAAAAUUUUUGUCUCAGAUUGAAAGUGAUCGUCUGGCUCUGCUCCAGGUCAGGAAGAUCCUCCAGCAGCUUGGCUUAGACAGUACGUGUGAUGACAGUAUCAUUGUGAAGGAGGUUUGUGGUGCAGUAUCAGCGAGAGCAGCAAAGUUAUGUGGAGCCGGCUUGGCUGCAGUUGUAGAUAAAAUUCGAGAAAACCGGGGUCUGGAUCAUCUCAAGACUACCGUUGGUGUUGAUGGGACUUUGUAUAAGUUACACCCACAUUUCUCUAGGAUAUUGCAGGAGACAGUGAAGAGACUGUCGCCAAAAUGCGAUGUGACAUUUAUGCUGUCUGAGGAUGGGAGUGGGAAGGGAGCGGCACUCAUCACUGCAGUAGCCAAACGGUUUCACAGUCGAGAGGGAGAGGAAAAGAGUUAACAAAUUGUUUUGCAAAAGUUAUGAUAAACUGCACAUUUCUACGCAGACAAACCAGCAAAGAAAUGAAAUAAAAUACUGUAGCCUUCAUGGCAGAGAAAAUAAUGUUGGAUAUAAACAGGAAUUGUAUGAAUCUCUGACCCAUAGUAUAAAAUCUGAAAAUGUGUCCUCUUGUUCAUAGCUGAGAAAUGUGGGCCUACCACUCACCCGGAGGGCGCCGCACCAGGGCAAGAUCAGCUGCUGCUGCGCCCCCCGCUGCCCGCUGCCCCCCGCUGGCUGCUGU
Pseudophryne corroboree (corroboree frog) is the source of this 2972-nucleotide messenger RNA. RefSeq names its product hexokinase HKDC1-like. Bases 17 to 2692 code for a protein of 891 amino acids. Gene Ontology annotation, biological process: glucose metabolic process; glycolytic process; glucose 6-phosphate metabolic process. Gene Ontology annotation, molecular function: D-glucose binding; fructokinase activity; ATP binding. The record is from RefSeq and is a predicted model, not a curated record. The transcript has 17 exons. Gene Ontology annotation, cellular component: mitochondrion; cytosol. Lineage: Eukaryota; Metazoa; Chordata; Amphibia; Anura; Myobatrachidae.